UAAACAAGUACAGCUCAAUGCAAAUCUCUUGCAGACAAAACAAAAGUCCCUUGUUUACUGUUUUUGUUCUGUUCUUGGUCCCUCAAAUUCUCCUCUAGAAGAAUCCCUGAGAAAUCCAUCUUCAGUACCUGCAAUUCUCAUUUCUCAAUCAACUUCAGGCAACAAUCAAACGCUUUGAAUUUUGUUAUCUCAAUUUCAAGAUACCCACCAGGAAUCCAAGCAGGAAGUGGUGGACUUUUUGCAGGUUCUCAAUUCAAGUAAAGGAAGAAGCUAGCAAUGGAGAACGGCUAUGGCUACUUCAGGCAAGGAAGUGGAGUAUGGAGAUCUUUAACCGAAGGAGAUUUUGAAGAAGAAGACGUGUGGGCUGUUCUCAAAGAAAGAGGAGACCCAACAAUUACUUCAAAAGUUAGCCAAUUUAUCAACUCUGAAUUCGAACCGUCCAUGGCCGUUAAACGGCGCCUCCCUUCCGCCACUAGAAUGAUCCCAAAAACCGCCGGCUACGGUGGAAACACCAGUAGCAGCAGCAACAGCAACAGCCCGGAAGCCACAAAGCUUCAAUCAUCAGCCCCUGUGAAAAUCCCCUAUUGGUCAAAAUUUAAUGGCCUCCACCACCACCACCACCACCGCCACCACAAGUCAAAGAAAUCCUCUAAGAAUGUUCAUGAUGAUGAUGAUGACGAAGAUGACGACCAUGAUGGUGAUGGUGAUGGUUCAAAGGUGCCUCCACAUGAGUUCAUUGCGAGAAGGCAGGCAAGGAGUCAGAUUUCUUCAUUUUCAGUGUUCGAAGGAGUUGGGAGGACACUCAAAGGGAGGGAUCUUAGCAAAGUGAGAAAUGCUGUUUUGACAAGAACUGGUUUUCUUGAGAUAUAAUUAUAUUUAAAUUAUAUAAAUAAUUGUGGUAUAAAUAUUAUUGUGUGAUUUUGUUUAUAGGGUUUUUGGGAUGGCUUUUAUAGGCCUCAAAAAUAUUUGUAUAGAUCAAUUAUGUUUAGGGUUUCAAUCAAGGAAAAGGAUCCAUUUUGAUGUAAAAAAAUUAUAAUCAAUUUAUGUGAAUUUUUAUAUUGAUUA
Messenger RNA from Mangifera indica (mango), 1065 nucleotides. RefSeq lists its product as uncharacterized. The transcript is spliced from 2 exons. The record is from RefSeq and is a predicted model, not a curated record. The coding region runs from base 277 to 870 and encodes 197 amino acids. NCBI's taxonomy places the organism in Eukaryota, Viridiplantae, Streptophyta, Magnoliopsida, Sapindales, Anacardiaceae.